AUGGCCGAGACGGUGAUUCGAAAAGCUUGUGAUCGCUGUCACGCUCAGAAACUCAGCUGCAAACGAUACAACGACGAGCCGUGUGAGCGCUGUGUAAGACUCAAGACGGAGUGCAAGUCAAGUCCAUCUCUGAGAUAUAGGAAGAACCAGCAACAGCAGCAACUUGUGGAAAACAGUAACAACAACAACACUUCUCAACCAGCACUCAACUCGGCCUCGUCGACUGAACGCCGCUCUCCGAAACGACGACGGACCGACAUCCAGGAAGAUGCGAGUCUUGUCUCACCCGAAACGGUACCCCAUACAACCAGCCUGACGUCUAAGAGUCAUGUCCCUGUCUCACCCGAUCCCGUCGACAAUUCGAGUUCCAGCGCCGCCGACUUUGCCUUUACCUUUGACCAACAGCUGGCCUUUUUCACAAACAACCCUCAGUAUUUAUCUCAUCCCGAGUUCCCCAUCGACAAUCACCAUCAUCCUCCUGUCUUUUGGGAACAACCAGCAACGACGACCACCACUCCUACUCUUCUCCAACCUGAAGUACCAGUAGUAGUACCCCCUUAUCAUCAUCAUCAAGUUGCACCAGAGGGUGACGCCCUAAAAGUGCCUGUGCCCCUGACCAGUGCUGGUGAAAGCUGUGUACCUGAGCACAGCAUCUCCUCUGACAAGCGCGCGUCACGACCGCGGCGCACAACAGCAACAAAGCAGAGGCCUAGAACCAGACUCAGGCCGAGGCAGAUCACUCUCCGGCACGACGCUGACCUAUUGCCUCUGCAGCAACCCGAGGCUCCCCGGAUUCACUGGAUGGCGCAGUUGUCUGACAUCAACGCCCGGCUUCUGGACCUGGCGUCAGCUCUACCUUCUCCCCAGGAUGGACCAUUUUUAGGUCGUCCUGUUGAUGAGGGGUUCAGAGGCCAGGGUUUUCCCAUCGAGGACAUGUUCAAGCUGACUCGUCGAGUCGCCGACAUCCUCGAGGAGCCUCCCUCGAGUAACGAGAGCAACAAGAUGCAUCACUCCACCAUCGAUGGAAGUGACCCAGGCAACGCCAUGUUCAUCUUAUCGACGUACGUUCGACUCUUGGACAUGUAUCAACGAGUGUUCAACCUCGUACACACAGAGCUUAUAUCCCCGCCCGAUGCCAACACGAUGUUUAGCUUCUGGGAACUACCCGACGUGACGGUCGGUUCGUUCGCCGUCGAGUCGUCACCCUUUCUGCAGAUGUCUCUUACGAUUCAACUAGCAGAGGAGUUUCUUUCUCGUCUCAGAGGCUCGACGGCGCGGUGGUUAGGGGCUGGGACGGCAUCUUCUAUGUUCUCGGGGGUUGUGGAUGUUUCUUUCCAGGCGUUUCGCGAUCGGGAGGAGGCUUUGGCGAAGCAUUUGGUUGAGCUGCGGAGCGAGAUAGAACCUUGGAUAGAUUCGUAA
Messenger RNA from Fusarium venenatum, 1419 nucleotides. Lineage: Eukaryota; Fungi; Ascomycota; Sordariomycetes; Hypocreales; Nectriaceae. The record is from RefSeq and is a predicted model, not a curated record.